AUGGCAUGUUUACGUAGAGCUACAAUAGAUGAUGUUUUUUCUAUGCAACAAUGCAAUCUGUAUUGCCUUCCUGAGAACUAUCAAAUAAAGUAUUACUACUUUCAUAGUGUGACAUGGCCACAACUAUUACAAGUUGCUACUGAUAGUGCAGAAACUAACAAAAUAACUGGAUAUGUCUUAGCUAAAAUAGAAGAUGAAUCUGGUAUAAAUCAUGGCCAUAUUACAUCUAUAGCAGUACUAAGAUCUCACAGAUGCCUUGGAAUUGCUAGGAAGUUAUUAGAGCAAACACAUUAUGAAAUGAAGAAUACAUUUAAUACUCCUUACUGCAGUUUACAUGUUAGAGUCUCAAAUUUAGCUGCAAAACAUCUUUAUCAGAGUGUUUUGAACUAUAUAUCACAGUGUAUAGAAUCUAAAUAUUAUGCUGACAAUGAAGAUGCUUAUUUUAUGAAGUUAUAUUUCAAGAAAUAG
Cryptosporidium muris RN66 is the source of this 468-nucleotide messenger RNA. RefSeq names its product N-terminal acetyltransferase complex ARD1 subunit, putative. The record is from RefSeq and is a predicted model, not a curated record. Gene Ontology annotation, cellular component: NatA complex. Gene Ontology annotation, biological process: N-terminal peptidyl-glutamic acid acetylation. NCBI's taxonomy places the organism in Eukaryota, Apicomplexa, Conoidasida, Eucoccidiorida, Cryptosporidiidae. The transcript has a single exon. Bases 1 to 468 code for a protein of 155 amino acids. Gene Ontology annotation, molecular function: protein N-terminal-serine acetyltransferase activity; protein-N-terminal-glutamate acetyltransferase activity.